Messenger RNA from Closterium sp. NIES-67, 2793 nucleotides. The record is from the annotation of a GenBank genome assembly. NCBI's taxonomy places the organism in Eukaryota, Viridiplantae, Streptophyta, Zygnematophyceae, Desmidiales, Closteriaceae.
GAUUCUCUAGAGGCUUGGUUGUUCCAUUCCUUUCAGUUCGGUUGUUCUCUACCUGCAUCGCCCAAGUACAUUAGCUAGGCGUAGUGCUGUAGUUCCUUUGUACAUAGUAGCUUAUCAUCGACUACGCGCCUCGUCGCGUGCCGUGCGGCUCCUCGACGCCGUUUGCGUUUAGGGCGUGCAGGGGUUUCGAGAGUCGCUCGUGCUAUCGUGUGCCUCUGCCGGUUGAAAGUUAUUGCAUAACGCCUUUCUUGGUUGGAAACACGACUGCGGAAAUAGCAAACGAACGGAGGAUGGUAGUUGUGGUAGUUACACGCAGCCAAGAGCGGGCUCGUUAGGGCGGAUGCGCGAAGCAGCCUAGCAGCUGCCAGCUUCACCGACGGUCGCUGGUCGAGCGGGAUACUCCUCUCAACCCACGGCCCGAAGCGGACUGGAGUGGAGUGCAGCGGAGUGCAGCGGAGUGCAGCGGAGUGCAGCGGAGCGGAGCGGUUUAGGGUGGCAGGGGGAGCGGCGUAGCGGCGAUGUCGCGCGUGUGGGUGGCGGGCGCGCUGGCUGCGUACGUGGCGCUGAGCGCCGUGUGCUUCGGGCUGCACCUCUCCAUCAUGCACCACCACCUGCAGCGCCAGGCCAAGACGCCCGCCCGCCAAUGGCAGGCCCGCCUUGACUCCGCCCCGCAACCGCCCGACGAAUCUCCCGCGCAAGUGCAGGCGCAUCCCCCGGCGGCAGCAGCUCCCGCGGUACUAGCUACAGUGCAGAGUUCCUUGGCGGCGCAAGAGCCGCCCGCUGUGACGGUGGCGCCCGCAGCAGCGGCGGAGAGUGCUGCUGCGGGUGAGGUGGGCGGGGGCACGGAGUUGGAACCGCCUCAGAAGACCGUUAGUGCGGGGUGGGAGGGAGCGCGGACGGUGACAGGUGGGGAGGGGAAGCAGGCGGAGCACGCGGUGGCGGCGACGGCGGCGGAGGGCCCGGUGGACGCGUCGGCGCUGUGGCUGGCGUCGUUCCGCCACAUGUCGGAGUCCGUGGAGUCCGCCGCCGCCCUCUACAACCUGCUCCUCGCCGCGCUGCUGGUCGGCGUCGUCGGCGCCAAGGAGUUGUUCCUGGGCGAGCUGUCGCUGCUGGAGAUGCACAAGCUGGCGGAGCGGCUGAUCGGCCACUUCUCCUUCAAGCUGCUGCUGCUGCUGUCGCUGGUGGACGUGCUGGUGGUGCAGCCCGUGUGGCUGCUGUGGUUCGCCGCCGUCACCGCCAUCAAGAUGUUCGGCGUGGUGGGCAAGGAGCGGUCGCAGCGGCUGAGCGCGUCGCCCUCGGCGCUGCUCUCCUCGCACCUGCGCACGCUCGCGCUGCUGCUCGUCGUGCUGCUCUCCAACUUCCUCCUCGCCGUGUGUCUACUACCGUUCUUCGCACCCUGGUCGUCCGCCUCGUCGCCCUCGGCGUCACGCAACGUGAUGUCGCUGUGGCCGCGCCUCUCCGUGGGGCUGCUCUUUGCGUACGAGCCCCUCGUCAUCGCCAUCGACACCACGCAGACGCUGCUGCACUACUGCCUGCACCUGCUGGAGGCCCACUCCGACCUCCUCUCCGCACACCUGCCGCCAGCUCUGCCGCUCACCUCCAUGCUGGCAUCAUGCGAGUGGGCGGAGCUGCGCUCCUGGCUGCUUUUCAACGUGUCCUUCACAGCGGACGCCUCCUCCACGCUGCUCACCCUCGCUCACUGCGCCCUCGUGUGGCUGAUCCGCGGCUUCUCCUUCUCGGUGAUCGACCUCGUCCUCUUCUUCAACAUCCGCACGCUGCUCGCCGCCCUCUCCACGCGCGUCGCCGGCUUCCUCCGCUGGCACGCCGCGCUGCGCCUCCUGCGCUCCACCUUCCCCGACGCCUCCCCCGCGCAGAUCACUGCCUUCGCCGAUGACUGCGCCAUCUGCCGCGAGCCCUUGUCCUCCGCCAAGCGGCUGCCCUGCGGGCACCUGUUCCACCUGUCUUGCCUGCGCAGCUGGCUGGAGCACGGGUCGCAGGCGCCCUACUCCUGCCCCACCUGUCGCCGCCCCUUAGACAGCCUUCCCCCUCAUGUGCUCUCGUCGCUCUCCCCUCCCCCCCAGCCCCCCUCCGCUGCUGCUGCUGCUCCUGCUGUGGGCGCUAUCCGCCCCCCCCAGGAGCCUGCUUGGGAGGCUGGGUGGAAUCAGGGAGGAAGAGGGGGAGAGGGUGGUUGGGGGAGGUCGAUUCUUUUCUUCUUCUAUCUCCCUAAGGGGGAUGCGGUUCAGAGGCGGGGGGAGUGGCAGGCAGAGACAUGGGGGGGAAGGGGGAUGAGGGGGAUGGGGAUGGUGAUGGAUGAGGAUAGGAUGGCAGCGAUGGUGGCGCAGGUGGAAGAGGUGCUGCCGCAUGUGCCCCUGCAUGCCAUCCGACAGGAGUUGUUGAGAAGGCCCAAUGUGUUGCUGGCAGUCAAUGCUUUAAUGGAUGCAUGGUGACGUGCCGCUAUGCACUGCCUCCCAUGCCACCGUGCAUCAAUACAGUACCAGCUAUUAAGGCACAUGGUUAGUUUAGCCUAACCUGGUGGUCAUAGCAGUUCUUCUGAUGUCACCAUGCUGCUGCCCUCUGCUACCCUCUGCUGCUGGUGUCUGACCCUCACUCACACAACGUGCACACAUGCUGCGCCCUGCUCCUGACUGCCGCUUUUUGGCGAUAAGCUUUGUUAUACCCAGUGUCUACUGUACAGUAUUGAUGGAGAAUGUUGGUUGAGCGAACAGAAUCCUUUCUAUGGCAUGCUGUGAAUCCUGCUUUGUGUCUUGAAUCUUGAUUUUAAAAAGGAUGGUC